GUCGGGAUGAAGCACGGCCGAGCAAUGUUGCGCGGUCCGUCGUGGUGCGGAGAACAGGAGCGUCCGCUUCCUGUCCUUCCUCUUAUUCGAGAGUCCGCCGCUCUUCGUGCACCGCGUUUCGCUGCUUCCUAAGCUCCCGUGCUUGGCGUGGGACGACGAUCUUUCUUUCCUCAACUCCGAAAUCUUUGGUGCAAAUUACCGAAACAAGAUAAAGAGCGUGAUGCACGAAACUCUUCCCGACUGAUAAAUCUCGAGCGGCACAUUCAGCGAUCGGAUGUACGAUCGUAAAUGUAAGUUCGAAAUUGCUUCGAAUCUGUGAGGCUCCGUGAAAUCAUCGUCAACAUCAUCGUCAACAGCCACGAUGAAGACUAUUGUUCUUUCUUCAACACUUGUACUUAUAUUUGCAUCGAUCGCUGGAUCGAUCAAUGACUGCAACGACCCGAAUUUUCACUCUCUGGAGACGUCGGAGACAUCCAAACUCAGGUGCGGCCCGGCCUUCAAAGGUCUUUGUCACUGUAUGAAAACAUGCUACGAUGGCCAUCAUCAGUACGUCGUGAAUUGUACAAACGCAGGAUUCUACGACACUUCCCCGCUGGCGCAUCUUCCCAACGACACGCAAGUGCUCAUCUUUACGGGAAACGAACUGCAGGAACUGCCGUGGAAUGUGUUCGGCACUCUAGAUAGCUUACCGUAUCUGAAAGUGAUCGACAUGUCGAACAACAAGAUACGCGAAAUUCGCGGCAAGACCUAUCAUCACGUGCAACACGUGGAGCGUCUCAUACUCGACUUCAAUGAACUUUCGUUCGAUCCCGCGAGAAGUCAUCCUAGAGUGUUCUCCAACUUCGUCUCUCUUCUGGAGCUUCAUUUGACCGACGCUUUCGAGGACGGUCCACCGAGGAAUUUGGCGUCGACGCUUCACGAUAUUUUCGUCAACAGUAAUCUCACGAAACUAAUAAAACUUCACUUGGAGCAAAACGAAAUCUCGGAGUUUCGGGACGCCAACGUGUUCUGCGAUCUACCGAAUCUCCUGGAUCUCCAUCUUGGCGAUAACGCGCUGAGCGCGCUUCACUUUAAUCUCUCAUGCCUGCACAAUCUGCGCUUCCUGGAUCUUCGGCGAAAUAAAUUCACGAAAGUUCUCGAGCGCGAUCUCCAUGUCAUGGACAAUCUCGCUAAACACGAUCGGUCUGUGACCGUAGACUUUGCCGGCAAUCCUUUCGAGUGUUCCUGCAGGCUCAAUCCAUUCAUCAAAUGGAUGAAAAAGACGAGAGUGUUCCUUCGAAACAAAGCCAGCUUACAGUGUUAUGAAGGAAAUGUAAGUCACGACUUUCACGAAACGAAGAAUUGCGCACCGAAAUUACUAGCUUCCGCCCGACGAGGAACAACGGUGCUACUUUGCUUCCUCUCGAUGGUACUCAUCGCCCUGGUAUGCGCUCUGGUCUAUCUGCAACGGACGAAACUUCAGAAGAAGAUCGAGCCGGUGUUCGAUUCAGUCAGCAAGAGAGUGAGAUAUACUUCGAUAGCGAACGGUGAUGUUCGCGAAGAUGUAUGAAGGGAAAAAUUGUACUUGGAAUGAAACAUUUUCAUUCUGUGAAGAGACAAACUCGCGAUCUCGUUUAAUUAAUUCCGAUAUUAAAAACAAUGAAGUUAAAGAUAUCGUAUUUUUUGCGCGUAAAACUUUGUAAAAUGUUUAUAGUCAUAACGGUAUCACGUCAUGUUGAUACCGUUAAAUUAAGCAAUUCGUGUGUUAUGGUGUUUGACGCAUGCGAAAAAUCAAAUGAUGUAUUUUCAGAUAUUACACAAAAUCACCGAGCUCCAUAUUAUAAAAAAAUUGUAAUUAAUAUCGUAACAUCCGACUUAAUUUUAC
This is a messenger RNA of Camponotus floridanus (Florida carpenter ant), 1864 nucleotides long. Its product is annotated as slit homolog 1 protein. The coding region runs from base 362 to 1549 and encodes 395 amino acids. The transcript has 5 exons. Gene Ontology annotation, cellular component: membrane. NCBI's taxonomy places the organism in Eukaryota, Metazoa, Arthropoda, Insecta, Hymenoptera, Formicidae. The record is from RefSeq and is a predicted model, not a curated record.